AUGACGCAACAGUAUCAGGACUCCUCCACCUUGACGUCACUGUAUGAGGACUCCUCCACUAUGACGUCGCUGUGUCAGGACCCCUCCACCUUGACGUCACUGUAUGAGGACUCCUCCACUAUGACGUCACUGUAUCAGGACUCCUCCACUAUGACGCCACUGUAUGAGGACUCCUCCACUAUGACGUCACUGUAUCAGGACUCCUCCACCUUGACGUCACUGUAUGAGGACUCCUCCACUAUGACGUCGCUGUGUCAGGACCCCUCCACCUUGACGUCACUGUAUGAGGACUCCUCCACUAUGACGUCACUGUAUCAGGACUCCUCCACUAUGACGCCACUGUAUGAGGACUCCUCCACUAUGACGUCACUGUAUCAGGACUCCUCCACCUUGACGUCACUGUAUGAGGACUCCUCCACUAUGACGUCGCUGUGUCAGGACCCCUCCACCUUGACGUCACUGUAUGAGGACUCCUCCACUAUGACGUCACUGUAUCAGGACUCCUCCACUAUGACGCCACUGUAUCAGGACUCCUCCACUAUGACGCCACUGUAUCAGGACUCCUCCACUAUGACGCCACUGUAUCAGGACUCCAUCAGUGGCCAAUCACAGUCUAAAGCAGUUACCCCAAUUAGUCUAACUCAACAAACUCCUGGCUUAACUUCCGGGUUGUUCCUCUCUCCUACGGGCUUCGUGUUGUUGUUCCCGUCACUAUUCAUUACUUACACUGUGGAAAUCUACUUCUCCUGGCUAGCUGUUCACCUGUCAUAUAAAGUUG
Molecule: messenger RNA, 778 nt
Organism: Homarus americanus (American lobster)
Lineage: Eukaryota; Metazoa; Arthropoda; Malacostraca; Decapoda; Nephropidae
Product: serine-rich adhesin for platelets-like
Exons: 1
Source: RefSeq, a predicted model, not a curated record